Molecule: messenger RNA, 2752 nt
Organism: Macrobrachium nipponense
Lineage: Eukaryota; Metazoa; Arthropoda; Malacostraca; Decapoda; Palaemonidae
Product: monocarboxylate transporter 2-like
Exons: 5
Coding region: 26-1693 (555 amino acids)
Biological process (GO): transmembrane transport
Cellular component (GO): membrane
Molecular function (GO): monocarboxylic acid transmembrane transporter activity
Source: RefSeq, a predicted model, not a curated record
CUUUUUACAGAUAGAGUCAGAGACAAUGCAUCCAGAGCGCGAGGAAGAGGAACCUUGCAGCCCGAGUGUUCAGACAGCUUCCGAGAAAUUAGAGCUUCUGCCUCAUUCGAAGAGUCGUGCGAUUGUUACUAAGAGUCCCAGAGUGGAUGGUGAAACUGAUGGUGACGAUGACGUGAAAAUUCCCUCGACAGGAAUAAAAAAUGACGCAGAUAUAGAUUGCAAGCACAGCGAAGCAAGUUUGAGUGCGUCCGACAAAGGUGUCAGGAGAGAGGAGCCAAAAUUGAGCGUAAAGGAACCAGACGCUGAAGAAGCGGAGGAAGACGACAGACUUCCAGAUGGAGGAUGGGGCUGGGUGGUCGUCUUUGGAGCUUCUCUUAUCUUAGUCUUGGUUGAUACGAUGGGCCAAUGUUUUGGUAUCAUUUUUUCUACAUUUUUAUUACACCUGGAAACCACGACAACUAUGACAGCUUGGAUCUUCAACUUGUUUAGCUUCAUCUGGAGUAUGACCGGGCCUCCCCUGGGAGCACUCAUCAACGAAUUUGGUUGGAGACCGUUGACUUUCGUGGGCUCCUUUUUGCUCACCAUUGCAACGAUUACCUCAGCCUUUGUUUCUGCUGCCUGGGUCCUCUUUUUCACCUACUCUUUAUUAGCUGGUAUAGGAUGUGGAAUCAUAUCUAACAUCAGUUACAUGAUUGUGCCUCACUACUUCAAGAAAAGGAGAGGUUUAGCUAAUGGUAUCAUAAUGGCGUGGGAUUGUGGGGGACAGUUAAUAGGGCCCCCUCUUAUUGGGAUGCUGCAGGACGAGUAUAGCUUUAAAGGCGCCACCCUCAUAGUUGGAGGGGUCAUACUUAACUCGUGCAUUGGUGCUGCUGUCUUCCACCCAGUCGAGUGGCACAAAAGACCCAAAACUCCAAAGAUUCACGGAACACAUAACACUGCACAUUUGAUCAAGAAUCCAGUGGAAGCAAUACCACGAAAGAAAACUCCUGAGAGUAUCAGGACGAUUAUGAUGCGGCUUGUGAAAUCCACAGUAAAAGACCUUGGCAUACUAAAGUCUUUGAAAGCCAUCAUCAUCUCCAUCGGCGUCACGGUUAUUUUAAACGGUUACCUGAAUUUCUUGGCUUUCGUACCAUUUGCCAUGCAGGAGGCUGGCUACACCCUCGGGGAAGCUGCUCAGUGUGUUUCGGUAUCUGCCAUUUGCAACAUGGUGACCCGAGUAAUUGUUGCAACGUUAUCAGACGGCAAAAAGUUUAAUUUUCAAAUCAGCAUGAUGGUUGGUAGUAUGACCAUCUCUGCAACUAUGAUUUGCUUCACUCUUACAGAGGAUCUAACCACAAUAAAGGUCAUAAUGGGGAUUUGGGGCUGCGGUGUUGGCACCUUUAUGAGUAUUUUCAAUCUCACUAUGGUUCAUUACAUGGGGUUGGAGAACUUCACAUCUAUGUUGGGAGCCUCUAUGCUGUGUCUCGCCUUCGGCUAUCUUACAAUCGGACCUUUUGCAGGUUACGUUAAGGACGCCAGCCAGAGUUACUCCUCCUGCAUCUGGGUUCUCUCCGGCAUCGUCUCUGUGGCUUUCAUUUCGUGGAUGUUCAUGCCGGCUGCUGUGGCCUACGACCUGAGACGCGAACAGAGGAAGAAUGAAGAAAGGCUAGAAAUAGAAGAGAAGGGAAAUAUGCUCAGCUCUGAAGCGAUAUAGGUUGAAAUUUUGUAUUGUCUUUCCUUUGUCCCAAACAGUCAACAAAUAUUUGGACAGUCAUUUUACUUAACGGUUUUAUUUAAUGGAUAUUUGAAAUAUUUACAUCUGAUGUGCUGAAGUUGAAACACUUUGCUAUUGUUUGGAAGAAUGAAGAAAAGCUGAAAAUAGAAGAAAAGGGAAAUAUGCUAGACUCUGAAGAGAUAAAGGUUGAAAUUCGUAUUUUAUUACUUUUGUCCCACACACUCAGGUGUUAAAAUGCUGUAAAACCUUGGACAGUGAUUUUACUCCAAGAGUUUUUUCACAUAUAUAAUGAGGGUAAUAUAUUGACAUAUAAUGCGCUCAGGUUCAAAAAAAUUUUUUUUAUCGUUAUUAUUUUGGGGGUGACAUUCAUCAAAAUAUACAUAGUCUUGCACAACGAUUACAAUAAAGACUAUAAUAUAGAAUACGAUUGUACCGAUUAGUGUGUAUUUCCCCUGAAUAAUUUAGAUAUGUGCUCAACAAGGAUUUUGUUUUAGAUAUGGAUAUAUAUCGUUCAUCUCUUGAUGUCGCACAAGUACAAUCUUUCAAGAGUCUGUGAUAACGUUGUAUCGUAAUUUUUGUGCUCGUAAUUAUGAAAGAGAGAGAAAGAGUGUGUUUACCUAGAUAGUCUUCUUAAAAUUAUUCACUCUGAAAUUAUAUGCAUGACAGACGUACGUAUAAUACAUAAAUACAUAUAAGCUUACACACAGACACACAACACACACAAAUAUAUAUAUAUAUAUAUAUAUAUAUAUAUAUAUAUAUAUAUAUAUAUAUAUAUAUAUGUAUACACGAGAAAGGUUGAAGAUAAGAGACACAUCAGGUAAAAAUAGAUUAAGAAACGAAUUAAAACUUCUUAGCUCCACUUUUCAGAAAGUCCGUCCUAGCAUUAACAAUCGAACAUAAAAACUCCACUUUGAAUAGAAAGUAUAAAUCCUCCUCAAGGUUAUUAUGUAAACUAGAUCACCACUAAACAAUAUAUAGUAUUUAGUCUUUACUAUUAUAAUUCUUGCAAUAAAAGAUUGCACUCUUUUUGUUUUA